Lutzomyia longipalpis is the source of this 1578-nucleotide messenger RNA. RefSeq names its product P2R1A-PPP2R2A-interacting phosphatase regulator 1. The transcript is spliced from 3 exons. The record is from RefSeq and is a predicted model, not a curated record. The coding region runs from base 259 to 1275 and encodes 338 amino acids. NCBI's taxonomy places the organism in Eukaryota, Metazoa, Arthropoda, Insecta, Diptera, Psychodidae. Gene Ontology annotation, molecular function: protein serine/threonine phosphatase inhibitor activity.
UCACAAGUUGUCACGCUCAAGGUGUCAAAACAGAGGGGGUCGGUGAGAACGAGAGUUAGUCAAGGAAAAGGGAUAAUUUACCCAUUUUCCUGUGAAUUUUCAAAGUUGCUGCCCUGCAAAUUGCCAGGAGAAGAAGUGAAAAGUCAAAAAAAUCCACAAAGAAUUUUCAUUUUGGUGAUUUGGCCGUUGAAAAUGCCAAUUAAUUUUACUGCAUGACAGUGUGAAAGAAAUCUUCCUUUUGGGUUGAGAAAAAAAAUCAUGGAUGGAGACUCUACACUAAAAAGGUGCUCCAGUGCCCCCCUUAUCAAUAAUCCCGCAGCCGUACAGACAAUGACAUCUACCCAAGCCACCAGCACGUCUUCCAGGGAGAUCUCUCCAUCUCCAGCCAUAAAUAUAUUUGCACGCACCCGAAGGUAUUCUGCUAGUUAUAGCCCCUUGGCCGGUGCCAUGAGCCCCAGUGGGCCCCGAUUAACGCCACGCGUUUCCCAGCUGCGCCAGGAGGAGUGCGUAGACAUGAACAGCCGGGAAGUGAAUCACGAGCGUGAGAUUCACUGCGCCAUGCAGAUGUCUCAGAGUUGUGAAGAUCUCCGGAUAGUCACGGAGGGGUGGUCAUUCAAGAGUAGAGAUAAUGACGACCUCACAAAUCCCCUGCACGUAAACCUACCCGCGGGCGGUCCACUCAGCUGCUCUAGUCCAUCACCAACGAGUCGUGGUGCUGGUCUACGGUAUCAGGUGAUGUCACCCAGUCCCACCCGUAGGACAUUCUCAACGCGACGCUCAAUGUCACCCAAUGCCAUGCGGCCGAGUACGCUGUAUCCGGUCAAGCGUAAAUUUGAUCUCGACGACAGUAGCUCCACGUGCUCACCGCCACCGCACAAGAAGAUGUUCCUCGAGAGUCGUGGCUCCUCACCCAUCUGCCAGACACCAUCACCAAUUUGCCCCAGCCCCGAUUCCGGGACCUACGAGGGGCGUAUUACACCAAAGUUCUUUGUCUCUAAGCUCUGCACCACCUCAUCGGUGUCCUCACCCUCCUCGGCGGCGCACUCCCCCGCAACGAGUAGCAAUUCCGGUGCCAGUGGUGGCUCCGUAUCCAGCGGUGUCACCGUAGACGAAACCAUGACGCUCAUUGCUAAGGAUUUCGAUCCAGUCACAGCUAAGCAGGAUAUCACAGAUGAGGAAUGUGCCACAAUAACUGGCAUGUCCACGACAAAUCUCGAUCGUCUGGCGGAGCGCCUCGAAGAGCUAAAAGAAGCUCCAGCAUCCCCCGCAAUAUAGAGGCAACACGUUCAGUUCAGUCAUCUCUGCUUAAUCAUCCCCCCCCCCCCCUUCAAAUAAGCUCUUGAUUUAUUCGCGUCGUGUAUAAAGGAAUGACGAUCCCUUUCUUAUUAUAUAUAAAUAUAGAUGGAGUAAUAACUAAAUUUAGGUAGGUAAUCAUAAUUAUCGCGUUGUGUUUUCGACGUUUCGCUGUUCUCCUCCUCAUGAUAUAUGAAGAAUAUACUUAUAUAUGCAAUGAAAUUCACUGUUUUCACGUAGAAAAAAAAAUUAAUAAAGUAAAUAAACCUUUUCUACGCAUAAAAA